Molecule: messenger RNA, 767 nt
Organism: Contarinia nasturtii (swede midge)
Lineage: Eukaryota; Metazoa; Arthropoda; Insecta; Diptera; Cecidomyiidae
Product: dynein beta chain, ciliary-like
Exons: 4
Biological process (GO): microtubule-based movement
Cellular component (GO): dynein complex
Molecular function (GO): dynein intermediate chain binding; dynein light intermediate chain binding; minus-end-directed microtubule motor activity
Source: RefSeq, a predicted model, not a curated record
GAUUGCAUCCAAAUGCUGAGAUAGGAUUUUUAACAACAACUUCGGAAAAUCUAUUUCGAACGGUAUUUGAAAUGCAACCACGCGGCAAUGAAGGUGGACAGGGGUCGACUGUAAGUCGGGAGGAUAAGGUUAAGCAAAUAUUGGAUGAAAUUAUAGAAAAACUACCAGAAGAAUUUAACAUGAUAGAGGUCAUGAAUAAAGUUGAAGAACGAACACCAUAUAUCAUUGUUGCCUUCCAAGAAUGUGAACGAAUGAAUAAUUUAACUGGUGAAAUGAAACGUUCACUUAAAGAAUUGGAUUUAGGUUUAAAAGGUGAAUUGACAAUUACAUUGGAAAUGGAAGUACUUGAAAAUGCAUUAUUUCUUGACCAAGUACCAAUGAUUUGGGCCUCUCGUGCUUAUCCGUCAUUGUUGGGUUUGACGAAUUGGUUCGUUGAUUUGCUUAUGCGUCUUCGUGAAUUAGAAGCUUGGUCUACUGAUUUUGUGCUUCCAACGUGCAUUUGGCUGGCUGGAUUCUUCAAUCCACAAUCACUUUUGACGGCAAUUAUGCAGAGUACGGCGCGUCGUAACGAGCUUCCACUGGAUAAAAUGUGUUUGGUUUGUGAUGUAACGAAAAAACAAAAAGAAGAAUUCACGGGUGCUCCUCGAGAAGGUGCUUACGUACACGGGUUAUUUAUGGAAGGUGCACGAUGGGACACACAAUCGGGUAUUAUCGUUGAAUCUCGACUUAAGGAGCUGUUUCCCUCGAUGCCAGUCAUAAAUGUUCGA